Molecule: messenger RNA, 1144 nt
Organism: Castor canadensis (American beaver)
Lineage: Eukaryota; Metazoa; Chordata; Mammalia; Rodentia; Castoridae
Gene: B3gat1
Product: beta-1,3-glucuronyltransferase 1
Biological process (GO): chondroitin sulfate proteoglycan biosynthetic process; carbohydrate metabolic process
Cellular component (GO): Golgi membrane
Molecular function (GO): galactosylgalactosylxylosylprotein 3-beta-glucuronosyltransferase activity
Source: RefSeq, a predicted model, not a curated record
UCCUCUGAGGGUUCCUGACCCCGCCCCUGGACAACGACCCCUUCUCAGACUUGCCUGGGCUGGACUCUGCAAACCUGCUUCCACAAUGGGUAAUGAGGAACUGUGGGUGCAGCCAGCCUUGGAGAUGCCGAAAAGACGGGACAUCCUUGCAAUUGUCCUCAUCGUGCUGCCCUGGACACUGCUCAUCACUGUCUGGCACCAGAGCACCCUCGCACCUCUGCUUGCUGUGCACAAGGAUGAGGGCGGUGACCCCAGGCGCGAAGCGCCCCCCGGUGCGGACCCCAGGGAGUACUGCAUGUCGGAUCGCGACAUCGUGGAGGUGGUGCGCACAGAGUACGUAUACACUCGGCCGCCGCCGUGGUCCGACACACUGCCUACCAUCCACGUGGUGACGCCCACCUACAGCCGCCCGGUGCAGAAGGCCGAGCUCACGCGCAUGGCCAACACACUGCUGCACGUUCCUAACUUGCAUUGGCUAGUGGUGGAGGACGCGCCGCGCAGGACGCCGCUGACCGCGCGCCUGCUGCGCGACACGGGCCUCAACUACACUCACCUGCACGUGGAGACGCCCCGCAACUACAAGCUGCGAGGUGAUGCCCGAGACCCGCGCAUCCCGCGGGGCACCAUGCAGCGCAACCUGGCUCUGCGCUGGCUGCGAGAGACCUUCCCGCGUAACUCCACCCAGCCCGGCGUCGUGUACUUCGCUGACGAUGACAACACCUACAGUCUGGAGCUCUUUGAAGAGAUGCGUACCACUAGGAAGGUGUCUGUGUGGCCUGUGGCCUUUGUUGGUGGCCUUCGGUAUGAGGCCCCACGAGUGAAUGGGGCAGGGAAGGUGGUUGGCUGGAAGACGGUGUUCGACCCCCACCGACCAUUUGCAAUAGACAUGGCUGGAUUUGCUGUCAACCUACGGCUCAUCCUGCAGCGAAGCCAGGCUUACUUUAAGUUGCGUGGUGUGAAGGGAGGCUACCAGGAAAGCAGCCUCCUGCGAGAACUUGUCACCCUCAAUGACCUAGAGCCCAAGGCAGCCAACUGCACCAAGAUUCUGGUCUGGCAUACACGGACGGAGAAGCCAGUGUUGGUGAAUGAAGGGAAGAAGGGCUUCACUGACCCCUCGGUGGAGAUCUGAGCCUCAGGAUACAGG